This is a messenger RNA of Clunio marinus, 3006 nucleotides long. NCBI's taxonomy places the organism in Eukaryota, Metazoa, Arthropoda, Insecta, Diptera, Chironomidae. The record is from the annotation of a GenBank genome assembly.
AUGACCAUAACAAAACAAGUAAAAGAGACGAAGAAAGCACUGACCAAACCUCAACGGAUGUUCAUAAACAUUAUGAAUCAAGUGGAAAUUCUCAAAUCUCCAGUUCAAUCGGAGGGUGAUAAGAAGCAAUAUCGUUUGAUUAAACUUCCAAACGGAUUGAAAGCUCUUUUAAUUCACAAACCAGAAAAUUCUUCCUCUGAAAGUAAUGAGAGUCUUGCUGCUGCAAGUUUAAUGGUAGGAGUUGGGUCAUUUGAUGAUCCGCCGCCUAUUUGGGGUCUUGCACAUUUUCUCGAACAUAUGCUAUUCUUGGGAAGUGAGAAAUAUCCCGAUGAUGGCGAAUAUAAUGAUUUUAUAACAGCAAACGGUGGUUCCAGCAACGCAUUCACUCAGACUGAAGACACAACGUACUAUUUUGAAGUGAAUGAAAAAGCUUUCCCCGAAGCUUUAGAUCGUUUUGCACAACAAUUCAUUUCAUCAUUGCUCUUGAGAGAUUCAAUAAAUCGAGAACGAGAAGCAGUUGAUUCCGAGUUUCGAAUGAGUGCUGGAUAUGACUCUAGAAGAAUACCCGAAGUUAUGAAAAGUUUCAUUAAUAAAAAUCAUCCAGGCAGUCGCUUCAAAUCAGGAAAUAUUGAAACAUUGAAGAAUAAUAUCUCUGAUGACGAUCUUUACACUGCUCUUCGGGACCUUUUUUCCAAAUAUGUUGCCAAUGUCAUGUAUUUGUCUGUUCAAUCGAAACGCUCACUGGACGAAUUACAAAAUCUUGUGGUGGAGAAAUUUUCAGACCUCAAAAGUGGAAUAGUCGCGAGCAAGACUGAAAUGAGUUUGGAUGAGAUUUUCAAACCACAAUUCUAUACAAAAAUGGUUUUCAUUAAACCAAUAUCGAAGGUUAACAAACUUUACAUGAGUUGGUAUUUGAACUCACUUGACAGACAUUAUAAAGUGAAUCCAUUAGCAUAUUUGAAACAUAUUUUCAAUCACGAAAGUGAGGGUAGCAUUGCAAAAUUAUUAUUCGAGAAGAAAUUUGCUACCCACGUUAACUUUUCAUCUCUCUUUGAAAAUUCAAUGUUUUCAGUUGCAAGACUUUCUGUAGAAUUGACUGACGACGGUUUGGAAAAUGUUGAUUUAAUUUUGAAAGAUAUUUUCUCCUAUUUGUUGAUGAUCAAGGAAAGCUCAGUUAAAGAACAUGAAAGAUUGUACAAUGAAUACAAAGAGAAAAGUAUGUUGAAGUUUAAGUUCCACAAAGAACUUUCUCCUAGGAAGAACGUCACAGACAGUGUUAAUGGAAUUAAAUAUUUUGAAGAAACUGACAUAUUAAAAGAUGAAAAUUCUCUAAAUGAAUUUGACGAGAAAGUUAUUUUUGAUGUAAUAAACUUUUUAAACAAACGAAAGUUCAACCUUACAAUUGUCACUAAUGAACAUGAAAGUUUCAACAAGAAGGAAAAGUAUUUCGGUGUUGAAUUCGAUGAGAUUGAUUUCCCAGAAAAAUAUCAAAGAUUGUGGGAUGAACGAACAUUAAACCCAGAAUUCUUUUUGGAAAAACCAAAUCCAUAUAAAGCUACGAACUUUGAGAUUUAUGAGAACGUUGAAGAAUCACCGAAGUAUCCAGUGAAAAUCUAUGAAAGUGACAUUUAUGAAGUCUGGCACAAGUUGGAUAACAUUUAUAAGCUUCCUUAUGGUAUUGUUUGUAUCAACAUGAUAUCGUCUGAACGUUUAUCUUCUCUUCGCAACAAUUUGCUUCUAAUUUUAUUCGAUGAAUUAGCGACUGAUCAUUUUUCGAAAAAGUUUUCUCAAGCGAGAAAUGUUGGAUAUCAAAUUUACUUAAAUGUGUCUGAGACAGGUUACUAUGUGGAGUUAAGCGGGUUUAAUGAAAAAUUACCUUUGAUUGUUCAACAAGCAAUCAAUGAACUGAUUACUUUCAUGGACAGUACUGACGAAUCAACAUUUCAAUUGAAGAUAUCAGAAUUAAAAAAGAUAUACUUGAACAAUAUUUCAAGACCUUCUUCAAUUUCAAGGGAUUAUGUUUCAAAAAUCACCAAAGAAACUUCGUUAUUGAGGCUUGAAAAAUAUCAUAUGCUUGAAAGCAUAAGUCUUGAUGAUGUGAAGAAAUUUUUCCAAUUGUAUUUCCAUCAAUUAAAAGUUCAAGUUUUGAUUCAAGGAAAUGUUACUAAGAUGAAAGCUUUAGAAAUUGUCGAAACUAUGGAAAAUAAGUUAACUUGUGUUCCACUUGAUAACAAUUAUGAACCAAAACCUCGUGUGAUUCAACUUCCAGGAGGAUCAUCAGCCAUGAGAUUAAUCGCUUCUAUGUCAGAAGAUGACAAUUCUGUUUCCAAAAUAUAUUAUCAGAUUGGUCCAAUAACAAUACAACGAAACAGUUUAUUGAAGCUUCUUAGGGGAGUUUUAAAAUCGCACGCUUUUGAAUAUUUGAGAACGAAGGAGCAGUUGGGAUACAAUGUAGGUCUGCAAUCAGACGAUAAUGAAGGAGUUUUAUCAUUGGAAGUUAAUGUUUAUUCACAAGAGAACAAGCACAAUUUUACUGAAGUCCUUGAGAAAAUGAAUUUCUUUAUUGAUAAUAUUGCAGCGAAGCUGAUCAAAGAAUUAUCUGAUGAUGAUUUUAACACAAUUAAAACAGGAAUUAUUCGAUCAUUGAUAGCUCCAAAGGAACGACUUUCUCAAGAAGUCAGCGAAAAUUGGAAUGCAAUUUUAAAGUUGAAUUAUUUCUUUGACAGAGACCAAAUUUGUGCUGAAUUUAUCAAAAAUGUCAGCAAAGAAGAACUUCAAGAAUUUUUCAACUCAAUCACAGGUGGUGUAAAUAUGCGCAAAUUGAUUGUUCAAGUUAUUGGCAAUACUGAAUCAAAAGAAGUUAUCAAAGAGAAAAUUAAAAAUCUUGAACCAACUGUUGGAAUUAAAACUGAAGGAUUGACAGACACUGAACGUAUCAUAACAAAUAUUUCUGAAUUUCAACGUGGCGUUCCAUUUUAUCCUUCUGUUUAUUUCAAAAAUGAAUGA